UUCGAACCACAUUUGUUCACUAAUCACAUACUUAAAACAUUCAAUCUCCACCGUCCAAUUCCGCCGCAGUCUUUAUCAACGGUCAGAAAUAGGAAUGUGAUGUUAACAAUAGACACAUGUUCUUGAAGAGCCUGAGAUUCUUAGUCCCAAUUUUCCGUUUCUUACCACUGGAUUUCCUACAUUACUAUAUUAAUUCUUACAUAUUUAUAUCAUUAAUACAAUACUCUUGACAGAGAGAGAGAAGGGAGGUAUGACUUGUUGGAUCAAUCAGAGCAUGUUUUGCUGAUUUAAGACUCUCUCUUGAACAACUCAGACAUUCUUUUCUUUCAACAACAAUCAUGGAGAUGGCGUUGCAAGCACAUAGGCCAUUGAGUUACAGAGCAGUGUUUCAAGAUAGACACAGUUUAAAGCUCAGACCUUUUCUUGGGUCUUUUAGCCAUGGGAGAAUUUCCCACCUUGCACAGUUUUCUUCAUGGUCCGAAAUACGACCUGGGAGUGGGGUUUCCUAUCAAAUCAAUGCCAGUGCAGCCGGUAAAGAUUUUCCUAGGAGGAAACCGAAAAAAGUGUCAACUUCCAAGUCUUCUUCAAAGGGAUUUGUUCCAAAAGCACCUGCAGGGACAAGAACCCAAAGGAGGGACCCAAACGAUGAUGUGGAUGAAAAAGAUUCAGAGUCCCCAACAUCCAGUGAACUUGGUGGACCCAACAAGAAAAUUCUUGAAUUAAAAGUUAAUUCUGAGAAACAUUCGGAAGUUGAAUUUCCUCUAGAGAAGAAUCUUGAUGAUGAAAAAAGGGAAGUGUCAGUUGAAAAUGGGAAUCUAGUUGGUAAGGAAGACACAGGAUUACAACAGGAAAAUGUGGCUGCUGAUGAUGAUAAUGUGGCUGAUGAAGUAACUUCUGAAGAAAAAGAAAUGAAGAUCAUUAAGAAUAACUACACAGAACCAGAUAAGAUCACCGAGGCUGAUAAAAUAUUAAAGCAGAAGGCUGCCUUAAAGCUUCAGUUGGAGAUGGAAGCAGAUUUACGUAACAAGGAGAUAGCAAGGCUUGCUGAGGAAAGCUUCUCAAUAGGAAACAAGCUAUUUUUUUACCCUCAGGUGGCGAAACCCGAUCAAGAUAUAAAUGUGUAUUUCAAUAGGAGUCUCUCUACACUGAACAAUGAGGCAGAUGUGCUGAUCAUGGGUGCUUUUAAUGAUUGGCGAUGGAAAUCUUUCACUAGGAGGUUAAACAAAACAAAUCUCGAUGGGGAUUGGUGGUCUUGCGAGAUUCAUGUUCCUAAAGAAGCAUAUAAGAUUGACUUUGUUUUCUUCAAUGGGCAAAGUGUGUAUGACAAUAAUGAUAAGAAAGAUUUCUGCAUACCUGUGGAAGGUGGAAUGGAUGUAUACUCUUUUGAUGAGUUUUUACUUGAGGAGAAACGUAGGGAACUAGAGAAACUUGCUCAACAGGAAGCUGAGAAAGAAAGACAAGCAGAAGAGCAAAGACGAAUAGAGGCUGAGAAGGCAGCUAGUGAAGCUGAUAGACAACAGGCAAGGAAAGAGGUUGAGGAGCGAAGAGAAUCACUACAUCAGUCGAUGAAACAGGCUGUAAAGUCCGUUGAGAAUGUUUGGUACAUAGAACCAAGUGACUUUAAAAGUCAGGACUUGGUGAGGCUGUAUUAUAAUAGAAGCUCAGGUCCACUUGCCCAUGCCCAAGAAAUCUGGAUACAUGGGGGACACAAUAAUUGGAAGGACGGAUUGUCCAUUGUUGAAAAGCUUGUUAGGUCUGAGACAAAGGGUGGUGAGUGGUGGUAUGCUAAAGUUGUUGUGCCUAAUUGUGCUUUUGUCUUGGACUGGGUAUUUGCUGAUGGACCGCCUCAGAAUGCUAAAGUUUACGAUAACAACCAUCUUAAAGAUUUUCAUGCUAUAGUUCCAAAUUCCAUAUCUGAGGAACUAUAUUGGGUUGAGGAGGAAUAUCAAAUAUAUAAGAAGCUCCAGGAAGAGAGGAGACUAAGGGAGGAAACUAAACGUGCCAAGAACUUUCCUCAUUUCAAGGAAAAAUUUGUUGUCUUUAACUUUGCGCCAAUGGCACUUGCGAUUCUUCAUUCAGAUUAUGAAUUUACACUGAAGAUAUUCAGUAAGAUCACAUUGUUAAGAUUCUCAUUAUUUAUAAUUUGUUUCUUUCUUUCGCUAUUGUCACAGGCUGAAAAAACUGCACUUAUGAAAGCUGAAACAAAGGAAAAAACUUUGAAAAGGUUUUUGCUGUCUCAAAAGCAUAUAGUUUAUACUGACCCUCUUGAUGUUCAUGCUGGUAGUGUGGUGACAGUUUUUUAUAAUCCAGCCAACACGGUUUUGAAUGGAAAGCCAGAAGUUUGGUUUAGAUGUUCUUUUAACCGUUGGACACACCGCAUGGGUCCCUUGGCUCCACAGAAAAUGUCACCAGCAGACAAUGGAUCUCAUGUAAAAGUUAGUGUUAAGGUUCCGUUGGAUGCAUACAUGAUGGACUUUGUCUUCUCAGAGAGGGAAGAUGGUGGAAUCUUUGACAAUAAAAAUGGCAUGGAUUACCACCUUCCUGUAUUUGGGGGAAUUGCAAAGGAGCCACCAAUGCAAAUUGUGCAUAUUGCUGUAGAAAUGGCCCCUAUUGCAAAAGUUGGAGGCCUUGGUGAUGUGGUUACUAGUCUUUCCCGGGCUGUCCAAGAACUGAACCACAAUGUGGACAUCAUCCUUCCAAAGUAUGACUGUUUGAACCUCAGCAAUGUGAAGGAUUUCCAGUUUAACCAAAGCUACCAUUGGGGCGGGACUGAAAUAAAAGUUUGGUUUGGGAAAGUGGAAGGGCUUUCAGUCUACUUUCUGGAACCCCAAAAUGGAUUCUUUUGGAAAGGCUGCAUAUAUGGCUGUAACAAUGAUGCUCAGAGAUUUGGUUUCUUUUGCCAUGCAGCUCUUGAAUUUCUACUCCAAAGUGGAUCUCAUCCGGAUAUUAUUCAUUGCCAUGAUUGGUCUAGCGCACCCGUUGCAUGGUUAUUUAAGGAACAUUAUGUGCAUUAUGGUCUUAGCAAUGCGCGAGUUGUUUUCACAAUCCAUAACCUUGAGUUUGGGGCACAUGCUAUUGCAAAAGCUAUGGCACACUCAGACAAAGCUACAACUGUAUCUCCCACUUAUUCAAAGGAGAUAGCAGGAAAUCCUGCAAUUGCUCCUAACCUCUACAAGUUCCACGGCAUACUAAAUGGAAUUGACCCAGAUAUAUGGGAUCCAUAUAAUGACAAGUUCCUUCCGCUAUCGUACACAUCCGAAAAUGUUGUUGAAGGCAAAAGAGCUGCCAAGCAUGCGUUGCAACAAAAGCUUGGUCUUGAAACAGCUGAUCUCCCUAUAGUAGGAAUCAUUACUCGAUUAACACAUCAGAAAGGAAUCCAUCUCAUUAAACAUGCCAUUGGGCGUACCUUGGAGCGCAAUGGACAGGUUGUUCUCCUUGGUUCAGCUCCAGAUCCUAGAAUCCAGAAUGAUUUUGUAAAUUUGGCCAAUCACUUGCACUCUACUCAUGCUCGUCGCGCUCGUCUUUGUUUGACUUAUGAUGAACCUCUAUCACAUUUGAUAUAUGCUGGUGCUGACUUUAUUUUAGUUCCCUCAAUAUUUGAGCCAUGUGGUUUGACCCAACUUACUGCUAUGAGAUAUGGUUCAAUUGCUGUUGUUCGAAAAACUGGAGGACUUUACGAUACUGUAUUCGAUGUUGACCAUGACAAAGAGAGAGCACAAGCACAGGGUCUAGAACCGAAUGGAUUUAGUUUCGACGGAGCUGAUACUGCUGGUGUUGACUAUGCUCUUGACAGAGCAAUCACAGCAUGGUACGACAAGCGGGAGUGGUUCAACUCGUUAUGCAAGACAGUGAUGGAGCAAGACUGGUCUUGGAACCGGCCGGCUCUUGAUUAUAUGGAGCUCUAUCAUGCAGCACGCAAAAUCACUUGAUUCAAGGCCAAAAGGGAGGUCUAAGUUUUUGUACAUAUUAGUGAAUUUUUGCAGUCAUGUUUAAUUUUUUCUUCCUCUUCUUCAUAUAAGUCUCUUAGUGAAAAUUAUGCAAGGUAACUCGAUUGUAGAGCACAUAAGAUGUUCAUUUGUUUAGCUUACGAAAUAAGAGGUCAGCUUCCAAGUAGUACUGCCUUAUUAACACAUACAACACAAUCUAUUAUUACCCCAUGCUCUAACAUGUAGGGUUGUCUUUCUAAUCUAUUUAUUUUUGUAAAUAAAUAAAUAAAAAAAAUUGUAGUGAACUUUUUGUAUUUAAAAUAAAUGAUAAAUAAUUUCCUUUGUCUU
Cannabis sativa is the source of this 4274-nucleotide messenger RNA. Its product is annotated as starch synthase 3, chloroplastic/amyloplastic. Gene Ontology annotation, molecular function: starch binding; alpha-1,4-glucan glucosyltransferase (UDP-glucose donor) activity. Lineage: Eukaryota; Viridiplantae; Streptophyta; Magnoliopsida; Rosales; Cannabaceae. The transcript has 16 exons. The record is from RefSeq and is a predicted model, not a curated record. The coding region runs from base 339 to 3929 and encodes 1196 amino acids.